CGUGGUGACGGAUGCGGGGGCGGGGUCUUCCCUGCCAUCCUCCCUAGUGUAGACGGGGCUCCCGGGCAGCGCCGCCUGGCCUGGCGCCCUGUCCCUCGGCGGAGCUCUGCGCUCCUUGCGGGCCAGGAAACUUUCUCCGUUCGCCAGGCAGGUGGAGGGGGGUUUUCAUAGCGAGAGACUUCAAGCGUCUGGUGACGAUGGAGCCCGACCUGCAUUGGUGUACCGACCGCCAGGCCUUCCCAACCCGGAGGAACUGGGCUGGCUGCGAGAUGAUCCUGUUGGUGCUGAGCAAGAGGGUGAUGAACGUGUCCUCGUCGCUGCGAAGGUUCCCUUGCUAUCCUUUUUUAAAGACCUUUUUCGAAAGCUUCCACUCGAGUUCCAUGUCUGGUUCAAUUUUUCCAUAUGCCAAACCUUUUAAUUCCGUGUUCCGGUAUUGCACAAAGUGGGUAUUGUCAUCCGGUGGUUUGAAGAAAGGGAUGCAUUACCAAGUGACCUUGGAAUCGCAGACCCAAGGACUUUCCGACAAGGAACAAAGACUUGUAGACAAACUUUACAGUGGAUUAAUCCAAGGGCAUAGAGCUUGCUUGGCGGAGGCCAUUACCCUUGUAGAGUCAACUCACAGCAGGAAAAAGGAGCUAGCUCAAGUGCUCCUUCAGAAGGUACUAUCCUACCAAAGAGAACAAGAGCAGUUAAAUAAAGGAAAACCACUAGCCUUUAGAGUGGGAUUGUCUGGUCCCCCUGGUGCUGGAAAAUCGACAUUCAUAGAAUGUUUUGGAAAAAUGCUUACCGAAAGAGGACACACAGUAUCUGUGCUGGCUGUGGACCCUUCCUCCAGUACAAGUGGCGGGUCGCUCUUGGGCGAUAAGACACGGAUGACUGAAUUGUCAAGGGAUGCGAAUGCUUACAUCAGGCCAUCUCCAACCCGGGGAACUUUAGGAGGUGUGACACGAACCACAAAUGAAGCUAUUCUGUUAUGUGAGGGAGGAGGCUAUGACAUCAUUCUUGUGGAAACAGUAGGUGUAGGGCAAUCAGAGUUUGCUGUUGCUGAUAUGGUUGAUAUGUUUGUAUUGCUGCUACCACCAGCAGGAGGAGAUGAAUUGCAGGGCAUCAAAAGGGGUAUCAUUGAGAUGGCAGAUCUAGUUGUUGUAACUAAAGCUGAUGGUGAUUUAGUUGUACCUGCACGGAGAAUACAAGCAGAGUACGUUAGUGCUCUGAAACUACUUCGCAAGCGCUCGGAGGUUUGGAAGCCAAAGGUAAUGCGCAUCUCUGCCAAAACUGGAGAAGGCAUCUCAGACAUGUGGGAUAAGAUGACAGAAUUUCGUGACCUCGUGCUUAUGAGCGGUGAGUUGCUCACCAAACGAAGGAAACAGCAGAAAGUGUGGAUGUGGAAUCUAAUCCAAGAGAACAUGUUGGACCAUUUCCGGAGUCACUUGGCAGUCAAAGAUAAGAUUCCAGUUUUAGAAGAAAAGGUUCUGAGUGGUGUCCUGUCUCCAGGGCUGGCAGCAGAUGUACUGCUGAAAGCAUUCAAAGACAAACUUGUUUGUGAUAACUCAGCUUCAUUGUCUGUCUGUCUGCCGUGGAUAAACUCUGAUAAAGUCCUGCAUGUGCCAAAGGCAAACUGUCUGAAUCCUGAGGUUACUUAGAAAAUUCAAAAUAUAUUCAGCAUUGAGAAAUGCGUCCAAACAUGUUCUGUGGUUCUACAAAGCCACAUCAGGCAGCUCCGAACUGGACAAAUUAUGUGCAACGAAAGGCCAGGAGAACUAUUGAGGAAAUAUGAACCAUGCUGCAGGGAAAAACGAGAAGAAGCAGACCAGACCACAGAAGGUGGUCAUGCAGCCAUCAUGAACAGCUGCAAUGAAGGGACUGAGACAAUCUCUCCUUAAACAUAACUGAUUAUGCUACUUUCAGAGCAUCAGAAGCAGAAGUACCCUUUGUCCAUACAGACUGAUGGACAAGUGUGAUAAAUCAUCCUCAGGUUCAUAAAAACAGGCUGGUGGGAGGUGCCUAAAGGUUCGUAUAUAUAAGAAUAAAAGCAGAAUUUUUCCAGAUGAUUUGAAGUUUAGCUGUCUUGAUCUGCACCAAAGAUUGCAAUGUGCAAGAUCAUUUAUUAGAUUAACGUUGGUAUAUUAAGGAUACUUACAUGGAACCAAUAAUGGUUACUUUAUCAGUGUGUCAGUAUUCUGCUCUAACUUCAUUUUAAAGUCAAGCUUCUAUUAUUUUGAUAACCAUGACUCUGACCAAUAUGACUCUUGUUAAUUUGUGUCUGACCUUGGACCAACAUCGACGUUUCUUUCCUCUUCAUAUCUCCUGUAGAUUUAAAUGUCUUAAUUACAUUAGCCUUUUAUUAAACAAAUGUUGAUCUUUACAAGAUGUUGACAAGGCAUAUGCACUGCAUUGUAUGAAAGAAAAUUCCACUUGUAUGUGGAGACUAGACACACAGCUUAGGUCUAUGGACUCCACACCAGGGACCAUGUGUCUAAAUCUUAGGCACUGCAACACCCAAAUCCUUUUGUGCCUCAAGUCCUAAGGUACCAUUCAGUCUGAAUAAGGAUGGUAAAAUCUGGAUGGAUAGCAGAAUUUCAUAGAUUUUAAGAUGAGAAGGAACCAUUAUGAUAACUUACGUUGAUCUAAUCUUCCUCUCACUCGCACUGUUUCCUUAUAGUUUACCCAUAACCAAUUAUACAUAAUUGUUCACACUUCCACACAGAUAUAGGGCUACCCUUUUAUCAUAAAGGUGUGGUUGUGACAAUACUGUUUUCAUGCAUACAUCACCAUCAUACCGAAGGGUCUUGAUACGUUUCACAUUCUUUGUAACGUCACAUACAAUAUAGUCAAUUUUUGAAUCACUGGAAACAUGUAUUAAAAUAAAGCUGUAUCUGUGGUAGAAAUUGGCUACUACUUAAUGGUACUCAGUAUUACUCAGUGUUAUUUCUAGCAGGAAAAAAAGAACACCACAAUUCCCAAACUAUGGGUUGUGACCCCAUUUGGGUAGGAGUAGGGUCAGGGGACCCAUAGAAAUUCAGUCACUGCUGAAGGGCAUAGAGCAGAAGUGGAGAUGUAGUGCAAAAAGGACUGGGAAGUGCUUCUGUAUUUAAAAAUUAAGUGGGACUUUUUGGAAUGAAGCUAAAUGUGGCUACAAAGCAAGGAUUACAUCUUUGCUCUCUGAUAUUGCCAUGUGAGAACAAUGACUCAAAAAGGUCAAGCCCUUUCAUAUCUCAUCUGAAAGUUAGCACUUCCAGUCACAAGACUGCACCCCUUAAAAGCAUAAUGGGGUAUUGGCUCAUUACCCAAUAAAAGGAAAGACAGCUCAACAUCAUUUCAGGUAGUGUAGACGUGCUCCUCAGGGGUCUUCCAUUCAAUUACUGAGCAGUUCCCAUGCUGCUUUGCUUGUGAGAUUAUAAUAAAAGGCCACAUGGCAGGAGGCCAACUAUGCAAGGAGGAAGCCUCUUUGUAUUUUAAUACUUAAAAAAAUAAAUGAUUAAUAAAUAGAUUAAUAAAAAUAGAAACUGUAACAAACACGCAAAGCUUAUUAAUGGCUAAAAUGGAAGAGAAUGUUUUCCUUACCUUUUCUUUUGGAUUUGUUACUUCUUUUGCAAAAUACUUUUCCUACCAGUAUAUUAAAAAA
Molecule: messenger RNA, 3625 nt
Organism: Alligator sinensis (Chinese alligator)
Lineage: Eukaryota; Metazoa; Chordata; Crocodylia; Alligatoridae
Gene: MMAA
Product: methylmalonic aciduria (cobalamin deficiency) cblA type
Exons: 12
Coding region: 198-1643 (481 amino acids)
Cellular component (GO): cytoplasm
Molecular function (GO): GTPase activity; GTP binding
Source: RefSeq, a predicted model, not a curated record